AUGGGAAACAUCAGCUCAAAAAAGCGUAAAGAUCGUCCUAGCAUUAUACGCUCAGAGGUUCCCGAAAAUGAAUAUUCGAACAAUACAACUACUUCACUCAACUCUAUACUUGUCAAUGCGAACAACACUCAGCCAUUACCUUCCAACACGGCACAGGCUAAUUCUAGCAAUGCCAUUUCAGACGUCUUCGCCGAUCACCAAGCUCCUAUACAAAGCAGCGACAGCGACCCGUCCCAGACGCUUGACUAUAAUCAAUUGACCGUAUCCUCUCAGAAUCAACUUACCACCAGCUCAGUACGCUCCAUUGGAAGUAAUUUGGAUAUUGAUGAAUGCAUCAAGCGGUUGCUGGAGGUUGGCAUGGAAGGAAAAAUCCACAAGUCGGUGUGUUUUCGGAAUUCCGAGAUCGCAGCCAUCUGCAAAGCAGCUCAGGAAGUGUUCCUUAGCCAACCGUCGAUGAUAGAGUUGAAUCCUCCAGUCAAAAUAUUAGGCGACAUUCAUGGCCAGUAUCAUGAUUUACUCCGACUAUUCGAAAUGGGCGGCUUUCCACCAGAGUCCAAUUACUUGUUUCUUGGAGAUUAUGUGGACCGAGGCAAACAAAGUCUAGAAACCAUCCUUUUAUUAUUCUGCUACAAGAUCAAAUACCCCGAGAAUUUCUUUGUCCUCAGAGGAAAUCACGAAUGUGCCAAUGUUACACGAGUCUACGGGUUUUACGAUGAGUGCAAACGAAGGACAAACAUGAAGAUCUGGAAAACUUUUAUUGAUGCGUUCAAUGCAUUACCAAUAGCAGGCCUAGUAGCAGGGAAAAUAUUUUGCGUGCAUGGUGGUUUGAGCCCAUCACUCAAUUCCUUGGACGAUGUGAGGAGUAUUAUGCGACCAACAGAUGUACCAGAAUAUGGUUUGCUGAAUGACCUAUUAUGGUCAGAUCCAUCGGAUACCACGGAAGACUGGGAAGAUAGCGAACGAGGUGUCUCAUACUGCUUUGGAAAGCGUAUUGUCAAUGAGUUUCUUGCUAAAUUUGACCUGGAUCUUGUUUGUCGCGCUCAUAUGGUGGUUCAAGAUGGUUAUGAAUUCUUCGCAGAAAAAGCAUUGGUCACUGUCUUCUCUGCUCCAAAUUAUUGCGGGGAAUUUGAUAACUUCGGGGCAAUCAUGAGUGUGAGCGAAGAACUUUUAUGCAGUUUCGAGCUACUUACUCCAACAGAUCACCCAACCGUCAAGUUAUCGGGUUUGAGAGGCAAAGGACGGCGACCGAGGUAA
Lichtheimia ornata is the source of this 1254-nucleotide messenger RNA. RefSeq lists its product as uncharacterized. Gene Ontology annotation, molecular function: protein serine/threonine phosphatase activity. Gene Ontology annotation, cellular component: cytoplasm; nucleus. The transcript has 5 exons. NCBI's taxonomy places the organism in Eukaryota, Fungi, Mucoromycota, Mucoromycetes, Mucorales, Lichtheimiaceae. Bases 1 to 1254 code for a protein of 417 amino acids. The record is from RefSeq and is a predicted model, not a curated record.